AUGUCUUUACUUGAAGGCGGUGAUAGACGUCGUUAUAAUCUACCUUCACCUAAUGAAGUUGCAGUUGUAUUUGUUGGCGAAGAUGGUGCUCCCACAACUUCCAGGGAUGUUGUUAUUUACCCAAGAGGUCAUCCUUUAAAAAUUGUAUCAAAUCUUUUUAUAACUUUUUCUUGCAACCCAAAAUGGUGUGAAAUAACAGAAAAUUUAUAUCCGGGUCAGAAUGCGAAUGAUAGACCUGAUUUGGUUACUCGAGUUAUUGAGUUUCAAAAGCGUGGUUUGCCGCAUGCCCACAUUUUACUUCAUUUAGCAAAUGAUGAUAAACUUGAAACAUCACAGGAUAUCGAUAAUUUGAUUUGUGCAGAAAUUCCAGAUCUGAUAGUUAAUUGUGAACUUUAUGAUAUUAUCAAAACUUGCAUGAUUCACGGCCCAUGUGGGAUACUGAAUCCAAAUUCUCCCUGCAUGAAAGAUGGGGUGUGCAGCAAAAAAUAUCCUAAAGAUUUUAAUGCCAACACAGUAGCUGUUCACAAUGGUUAUCCGCGCUAUAGGCGUCGUGAUAAUGGGUUGGUUAUCAAUAUUAAAGGCAACAAUGUAGAUAACCGUUGGGUGGUACCUUAUAUUCCUUGGUUAUCAAAGAAAUAUCAAGCCCACAUUAAUGUUGAAGCUUGCAUGUCUGUGAAGGCUGUUAAAUAUUUGUGUAAAUACAUAUACAAAGGGCAUGAUUGUGCGAAUGUUUUGAUAAAUGAACAGGUUAAUCACGAUGAAAUAAACACUUUCUUAGAUUGUCGUUAUGUUAGUGCACCUGAGGCGCUGUGGCGAAUAUUUGAGUAUCCCAUAAGUCAUAUGUCACACUCUAUUAUCCGUCUUAAGGUUCAUCUUCCUGAGAAUCAGAUUGUGUAUUUUAGAGAAGGAGAGGAACAAGUGGCGUUAGAUCGUGCUGCUCAACGUGAUACACGCCUUACGGCCUGGUUUAAUUUGAAUUCUGAAAAUGAAGGAGCCAAUCGCUAUUCAUAUGUUGACAUUCCAUAUCACUUUGUAUUUGAUGAUAAACAUUGUAAAUGGAAGGUUAGACAAAGAGGUGGAAAUAAGGUGAUAGUAAGAAUGUAUAAAGUUAGUCCAACAGGAGAAUUAUUUUUUCUUAUAUUGUUACUUUUACAAGCAAAAGGAGCCAAAUCUUGGGAGGAUUUGUGUACUGUUAAUGGAAUAGUUCUUGAAACCUUUCGUGAAGCGUGUGUUUUUAAGUUUUGUUGCAAGAUGACACUAAAUGGCAGAAUACUCUUUCUGAGGCAGUUUUAA
Messenger RNA from Hydra vulgaris (swiftwater hydra), 1293 nucleotides. The record is from RefSeq and is a predicted model, not a curated record. NCBI's taxonomy places the organism in Eukaryota, Metazoa, Cnidaria, Hydrozoa, Anthoathecata, Hydridae.